AUGGCAACCGGCUAUCCGUACGAAAGCAUGCCUCUGGAUCCACACAGGAUGGAGAUCCGACUACUUCAGCUCGAGGUACCCCGAGACGAAACGACACCUCCGCCUUUGCGGUUCGAGCUCAUCCGUGUAUCACUGAAAGGGUUGCUUCCCCCACGAUACUGCGCAAUCUCCUAUGCCUGGGGGGAUGCCACCGAGCUACGCAUCAUUCACAUUGACGGCUAUCCCGUCAGAGUGCCGAAGAACACGUACGAGGCGCUGCAGGGGGUCUACCUGCGAAAAGCGACACACCAGUACUACAUCACCAGUCAACGCGAGGCUUUCACAGACUUGUGGAUCGACGCCGUUUGCAUAGACCAGUCGAGCAUCUCGGAGCAGAGUCAACAGGUUUCGAUUAUGCAUCACGUUUACCGCAAGGCCAGCAAGGUGCUUGUCUGGCUCGGCGACGCAGCCGGUCGAGAGGUAGAGACUUUCCAGCUCAUCGAAGAGUUGUGGAGAAGCGUGGAUCCAGAUCGCGUAUCUGAGGUAUCGUCUCGUCCGAUGGAGCCUCUCAAGUCUCCAUCUGAUGCGGACUUGCCGAGCACGACCUAUGAACAAAAGCCCUUGACGUCCAAGCAAGUAUCCCUGCUAGAAACACUGUACAACUGUCGAUGGUUCACCCGCCUCUGGAUUGUGCAAGAAGUCGGCGCGGCCGACAGAGAAGACUGCCUAAGCUACUACGGCACCGCUUUUAUGUAUACGCACAAAAUCGCGCGGGUGGCCCGUCUGCUCCAAAGAGUUUACGAAGCGAGCAACGACACCAGUGUCACUCAUCACAAGUACGACCAAUGCUCUAGCGGUCUCACUGCACCUCAAGUCCCCACCAUCAGCAGUUUUAGCAAACGACAUCUCCACAACUUAUUGAGGAUUAGUAGUAAUUACGAUUGCGGUGAGCCGUUGGACAGAGUCUUCGCCUUGUUCGGCCUUCUUCCAACGGACGUUCGCCAGACCCUCAAUACUUACGCCACCAUUGAGCCAGACUACAGCAAGACUGCUGCAGCAGUGUACCGUGCUGUAACCCGAGCUGCCAUGAUCUAUACGAAAAGUAUCGUUCUCCUGGGUCAGGCUGGUCACUUCGAAAGGCGGGGCCAAUCUUCUCUCGUCGGAUCUCUGCCCUCAUGGGUGCCCGACUACAGUGUACCACCACCACCCGGACGAUCUCGCGACAGUGAUGUUGCCCGAAGCCGGUUCGAUAUGUGCCAUUGCUGCUCCGACCCAAACGUGCUUGGAAUCUACGCCGCGACGACUGAUGAGGUUGCACAUGUCGAACCCGUAAUCCGCAUUGACACUGAUCAAAGCUGGCUCGACAUUAGGAUGCAGCUUACAACAGUCGUACUGUCGGUGUAUGGAGUUUUGGAAACAGACUGGGCGAAAGCAGCGGAUCGCAGGACCAUAGCACUUAUCUGCCGACAGCUUCGUUUCAACAUCGAAUCUUCGUGGUAUCUCUGUACGGAAGGAAUGUCGAAGUUCGUGGAUUUUCUAGUCGAUACCUACAACACGAGGCUCGUCCAACGGACGAUUGGUGAGCCUGAUUCCGAAGAGAGGGCGUUCUUGAUGACACUCUUGGACUCUAAUGGCUUGAAGUUUUAUACAACACGGGCUGGAAAAGUUCGCUUAGGCUCGCCGCAGAUUGAAGUAGGCGACAAGAUCUGCCGUCUCAUUGAUAACUUGUCCUGGAUGACUUCUAUCAUCAUUCUCAGGUCGUGCGAGCACAACCAAUGGCUAUUGAUAAGCCACACCGGGUUUACUGAUAUGGACGUAAAUCUGAGCCCUGCUAUAGUUCUACAUGAUGGGGUCGCAGUUCUAACUCUUGAUCAGGAGGAGGACCGAUUUGAGGGCCGGGAGUCCAUGAAAGCAUUGAAGCGAAGGUGUUUCCACAUAAUUUAA
Saxophila tyrrhenica is the source of this 1923-nucleotide messenger RNA. RefSeq lists its product as uncharacterized. The coding region runs from base 1 to 1923 and encodes 640 amino acids. Lineage: Eukaryota; Fungi; Ascomycota; Dothideomycetes; Mycosphaerellales; Extremaceae. The transcript has 2 exons. The record is from RefSeq and is a predicted model, not a curated record.